Molecule: messenger RNA, 978 nt
Organism: Sporothrix brasiliensis 5110
Lineage: Eukaryota; Fungi; Ascomycota; Sordariomycetes; Ophiostomatales; Ophiostomataceae
Product: transcription factor C subunit 7
Exons: 4
Coding region: 1-978 (325 amino acids)
Source: RefSeq, a predicted model, not a curated record
AUGCCACUCGAAUAUAUUUACGUGGCUCGCCAUGGUUUUCGCUCAAACUGGGUGGUCAACCCCAAGACGGGUGAUUACACAGCGUUUGUACCCUCUCCGACGGGCAUCCCGGCCGAUCCGGCCUUGACAUCGCAUGGCGUUGACCAGUCUCGCGAGCUGGGCGCCCAUCUGGCCAGCGGUGCCAUGCCCGUGCCCGUCGAGCGCAUUUACAGCAGUCCGUACUACCGCUGUCUGCAGACGAUCCAGCCGUUUGUCGAGAUUGUGGCGGGGAAGCCUACACCCACCUACGAUGGACACGGCCUCGUCGACUGGUUUGGCCCGGCGCCCUUUGACCAGCCGCAGCCCGCACCGCUCAAGGAGCUGCACGACGACUUCUUUCCCUGGAUCGAUCUGGGCUACGAGUCGCUCGGGCAGGGUUCGGGCGUGGUCCCGCUCCGGAACGGCGAGUCCAUGGCACAGCUGCACGCGCGCGUAGCGGCGACCCUGGACCACAUUGUGCGGCAGUGCGACGCCGAGGGCGUGCGCGCGAUUGUAGUGUGCUCGCACGCGGCGACGAUUAUUGCAAUGGGCCGUGUGCUGACGGGACAGGUGCCAGACGACGUCGAGACGGAAGACUUUGGCGCAUUUACGUGCGGGCUGAGUGUGUUUCGGCGGAGGACAUUGCAGUCGCCGUCUGAGCAACAGCAACAGCAACAAAAACAGCAACGGCAACAGCUGCCAGGACAACAGCAUCACCAAUACCCACAUCCUCAGCACAGGAAUGUAUCGUCGCUGCAAUCUCUACAGUCACUACAGCCGCUACCACCGCCAUCACCAUCGACACUGCGCGGCCACGUGCCACCAUGGGACGAUCAGUUUCAUACGCUGGCAGGCGAGGCAUGGAUAGGCGGCCAGGGCGUUGGCGGCGGCUGGGACUGCGUUGUGAACUGCGACUGUAGCUUCCUCAGCGAGGGCGAGGAACGCGGAUGGUCGGCUUGA